Paramormyrops kingsleyae is the source of this 308-nucleotide messenger RNA. The record is from RefSeq and is a predicted model, not a curated record. Lineage: Eukaryota; Metazoa; Chordata; Actinopteri; Osteoglossiformes; Mormyridae.
AUGCCUUUGUACGCGACGGCCAAUAAUUAUCACCUUCUCCACAGUCUGGCUCUGCUGGGGGCGGCUCAGUGCAGGAAACCCCUCCUGGCUGGAGGCCUCCUAACUGCCGGGAUGGGGCUCUUCUGUGGGGCCCUGUAUCACCAGGCUGUAACGGGUGACCCUCGCCUGAGGAAACUGGCCCCCAUCGGAGGCACGCUUCUAAUCGCAGGCUGGGCGGCCAUCGCACUGUGAAUGCUGACCUCUGAGCUCACAAGCAUCGGCCUGCCUCUCUUUCUCUCUCUCUCACUCCCUCUCUUUCGUUCUCCCCC